AUGGCGCCACCCACGUGUGCACCUUGUUUACAAGAUGACAAUAUAUGAUCAACCCAGCAGCUAAUAAGGCAAGGUAGCGUAUCUCCAGCAUCAUGGCGACACUACAAUCCAAGGGAGAGAAUCCUGGCACAGUAGAUACUGAGGCCCUGUGUGCAUCUCUCCUGCCUGUGAAUAAUUCCAAGGGCUAUCUUAUGUCCCUCAAAGAGGUUUUGAAGACAUUUAAAGAAAAUGUUGCACUCCUUGAAAGGGAAGAAAUUGUGAAGACACUGGUUGAAGUGUAUUUUGAAUGCGGACCAAAGUUUUCAGCCAAGAGAAUUCUUGCAAGCUUCCUGCAGGGUCUGCCUCCUGAGGUGGGAGACCGCUACCAGAUUGAGCUGCAGAUUCAACUACAGUCCCGAAUUGAUACCUGCCUCAAACUCCUCACAGAUUCUAAUGCUGUCAGGAGCUUAGUGGAAGAGAUAAACUCUCUGAUGGAGAACUUCAGACUAGGAGAAGCAUGUUUGAAAGAAACGAGGAUGGAAGCCUUGAACUUCCUAUCUCAUGCUUUGCCGUGUUUUGUGGAUGCUUCUCUCCAAAAGUCCUCCCCAGUGGAAAGAAACAAAACAAUGCAUCACUGUCUGGCCACCAUCAAAACUGCCAAUCGCCUGAUUCAGAAGUGUUCAGUGGAGGCUUCUGUUGAUCCCUGUCCUGGUGACACAGUGCAGGGCGUGGCUGACAGGUUUCUACAGGGAGGCCUCCAGAUUCUACACCAGGAUGACUUUUUGACCGACUGCCGCUGUGGUGUUGGAAUGGUCAUGGUUCUGGUGUUAAAGUUGUCGCUGGGGCAACGCCAUAUUCAUCUUCUCCUGCAAUCCAUAUUCAAGACAGGUGUGACAAACCAAGAGCAGAUAACUCCGAUCACAGCACCCAAGCUGUCAGUUGACCUGGGUGUAAUUCACAGCCUGUCCCUGACGUCCACUCUCUGCCUGCAUUUUGGACUCCUGGCCAUGGUGGACGCUGCUAAUGCAGUCCUUCCACUGGACAAUGAGGGAUGGAUACUGACCAGUGUGUUCCUGGACAAGCUCAUGGCUUUGGCGCCAAGGUGUGAGGACACAGGCAGCAAGGUGCUCCUGGCCAAAGCUGUUACACUGUGGACUACCAGAACAAGCACCAUAUUAGAGAGUGGCGUGUGCCCAGGAGAUCUCACAGAGUGUCUGAGAGGAGAUGGUCAUGUGAUCAGCGGUGUUCUUGGAUAUGUGUGGACAACGUGGGAUGAUCAGUUGGACGCAUUGAGGCACAAUGCGAGGAUGACAUUUGAAAACUGCCUCAAGAUUCACCUGCUGGCCGCACAGUCAGACCCCCAACAGGACAAGUUUGUCUGCCAGUCCACCCAGAAGCUGCUGGGGGUCACCUGGAACAACAAGGGCAAGUAUGGCUGUCUUGGAGCUGCAGUCGGCCAUAUUGGAUGUUCCACCCUGCUGGGGAUGAACCCGGGGAUAGCAGCAGAGUUACUGUCUCAGCUGGAGGAACAAUCCCUGGCAUGCUAUGCCAGUGACCUUUACGAGAAGUUGUUUAAGACCAGUCAUGCUGAGUUAGUCGUGAAGGAAUCCACCAAUCACGACACAGGGUUGAGCACGUGGCUGUCUACGUGGGUGGAUCCUGUCAUCCACACUCUCUGUCAGGACAACAAGAGACUUAAGCUCCAUGUCAUUGAGUAUGUGUUGCCCCGGCUGUUGAAGUACAGCAGGGAGUCUCUCAACUACAUGAUCAGCACGCUGUCCAGCACAGAUGGGCAGUCGAGAGGGCAGCUUGGUGCCCUGGUGAUGUGCAUCCGGAGAGCCCGAGCCCUGGGGCUUCUCAACUCCCCCAGAACGCCCUCUACAGGAAAGGGAGAUAAUCCGGAGAUGUGGUACGGCCUUGUUAGUGCUGAUGUCCUCAGAUACGCUCUUACCUGUGCUGAUGAACAGAUUCGAUUGGAUGCUUUUGCCCUGUUAUGUGAAAACUUGAAGAUGACAGAGCCAAUCACUGAGCUGGAACUGUCUUUGCUGCGAUACUUCCUGCCUCUCAACCUUAACAACCAAUCACCAGCCUUCAGGCAGUAUCUGCUGGCUUACCUGCACAAGUUGUUAGCGAGACUGAAGGAGAGUGGUGCCACACUCACCCGUCUGGCAGGCCGGAACAAACAGACAUCUGAGUCCCACGCAGCUGCAGGAACACUGGAGUCUUACACGUCCUUCCUCCGCUGGCUACAGUCGCACCUGUUCAGGAACCUCUAUCCAGGCUCAGCCUUUGCGAGGCGGUUGACCAGUCUGGCCGGGCUCGUCCUCAUCAUAGAGGUCUUCCCUUAUAAAGAUGGUAAGGAGCUGUACCAGUUCUCAUCUCUGGUUGAUGCCAGUCAUAUCAACACCUUAAUGGAAUGCCUCACUGACACGUUCGAGGAAAACAAAGUUGCUGCAGUACGGAUUAUGACGUUUUGUUUCAAGCAUGGCAGUAGUAUGCAUACGAAGUCCCAGCUGGGGAGCCUGUUCUCUGCUGCAAUGGAGCUGUCGUGGAGCACAAAGCCUCAUGACUGUACGACUGGAUCCCACAUCUUCCAGGUCCUGCUGCAGCAACCAGCUGUAGUAGAGGUCAUGAAGGCAUAUGUCCUUGACCUCAAAAUACUGUCAGCACCGGACAGUGACCAGACAACAUAUUGCUGCCCUGAGCUGAUGUUGCUGACGAUUUUGUUGCUGUCUCUGAGGGAUCAAACCGCUGUUGCCAGGAAAAGUUUGAUAGUUGCUGCUGCAAAUCGGCCUAUGUAUCCCACAAUGCAUUGUAUACGCCACAUCCUGUCUGAUGUGGAUUUGAGAAAUAUUCCAGACAACAUUCUUCCUCAUUGGAGACAUUUCAUGGAAGAAUUGAUGGAGGCUUGUCUUGGUUUGGCUAGAGUUGUCUCCCCUGUUGUACAGGACUCCUCACCAGAGGGCAAUGUGCCAACUGAGGCCAUCAUGGGUCCUGGCCUGAAUGUUGACGCUGUUGUGCAGUCGGAGGAGGAGAAGAAGCUGCUGCUGGAGGCUGCGGAGAGUGAGAAGAUGGUGACGUUGAUGCCAGAGUAUCUUGUGGUGUGCUGCUGGCGUAGCAUCAAAGAGGUCUCUCUCAUCCUGGGCCAAAUCUGUCUCGAGGCAACAGUUGGCAACAGUGGUUUCCUCAGCAGUCAGCAGAUCCUAGCUCUAGGCAGCUACUUCACCACACAGCUGUUGGAGUCGAAGCACAGGGGAGCCUUUGAGUUGGCCUAUGCCGGAUUUGUCAAGAUGUGUGAAAUGUUGUGGAGGGAUCCAAGUGUGGAUCUCCAUGGUCUGCCGAGUAAGUGGUUGGAGGAGGUCAUGGCUGACAUCAUCAGUGACGACCCUGACUCCCGGCUCUGUGCAACUCGGCGCAGUGCUGGCGUGCCCUUCUACGUACAGGCCCUCGUGACAACUGAGCCCACGUCGACAGGUAGAGUGUGUUUCAAGUCGGCCAUGACACGUCUGCUCAUGCUGGCUCUCACACAGAGCAGCAGGACACAGAUGAACAACGCACAGGUUCACUCUCUAAACAUCCUGCGGGCAUUGUUCCGGGACACAAGGCUAGGGGAAGAUGUUGUUCCCUACAUAGCAGACGGGCUCAAGGCGGCCAUCUUAGGAUUCAAGUCACAAGUUUGGGCGGUUCGUAACUCGUCGACCCUGCUACUGAGUGCAUUAAUGACGAGGAUAUUUGGUGUUAAGAGAAGCAAGGAUGAGAGUGCCAUCUCCAAGAAGAACUGUCAGACGGGCCGUGCUUUCUUCCAUCGCUACCCGUCUCUGUAUCAGUUCCUGUUGUCAGAGCUGGAUGACGCCACACAGGACAUAGACUGUAGUGAGCGGCUACACCUCCACCCCAGCCUGUACCCGGUGCUCAUGGUGCUGGGACGACUCUUCCCCUCCUCACUAGAGGGCGCUGACACACAUCUCAACCUGGCUGCAUUCAUUCCGUUCGUGUUGAAAUGUGCCUCAAGUCCAGUGUUCAAGACAAGACUGAUGGCUGCCCGAGCACUACAGCCAUUGGCUAUUAAGGAUCAGAUGACGUCCCUUCUGUUGCAACUGGUUGCUAGGUUGCCAGACAAAACAGCCAAUGAGAUAAGGCAAAGCCACAUACAUGGUGUUCUGCUUCAGAUGGAGCAUCUGUUGGUUCUGGUCCCGAACAUGAACUCAGCGGCCAGGGAGGACAUUAUGGCAGCCAUGCUGCCACGCUGGCUGGAUGUGUCAUGGCUGACCACCAGGGCUAACAACUGCGUCGUCACCAGGACAGUUGCACUGGAGAUUUGUGAUCACCUUCUUGAUAUUGGCCAAAACACAGAUAAAAUAGAGCACAGCACACAUAAACUCCUGGACCAAGUUCAGCUAGUAUUAAAACAGGAACUGUUAGAGAAAUGUCAGUAUUCUAGUCACACCCCUGCUCUGUCGGAAUUCACCACAACUCUUACUCACCUGUGUCUGAAACAUUACCAUGAUACUGACAGUAAGACAUGGCAGACGGACAACAAAAACAUGGAGUGUCAUGUGAUGACAUAUGGAGGCCAAGGUCAGAAAGGUGAAGGUCAAAUGUGUCAAGGUGUGAAAGGUCAAGGUGAAGGUCAAUCUGAAGUGGAUAUGUAUUCAGGAUCACAUUGUCAAGAGAAUGUGGUUAUCAAUCUUCUUGGAUCUGAGAUGUAUGAAGUUCGGCUAUCUGUGCUAAGGCCAUUGUGCAGGGCUUUCAGCCAAGUGUCUGGCCGGAGGGGUAUUCUAAGUGACGAGGACAGGGAAGGAGAGUGUGCAGGGAUGACAGCAGACACAUUAAAGAGACUCCAAAGAUCGGAGGCGAUAUACAGGAAGUUGCUGGACAUGGCGUUGGUGUCCGAGUGGCAUCAUGAGUGUCUCGCGAUGGUGUAUGAAGUCUUGUACGUCAGCUCAUCAUUUGACACAACUGCCAAGACAACUGAUGUCAAGACAUUUGAGCUGAUAGUGAAAAAGAUGAAGUUGGAAGUAAGAGUGGAAGUGAAGGCGGCCAUGUUAGAGUUCUCUGGUGUCUUCCUGCCGAUGAUGUACAACCUUGUCGCCCAGUCCAAGGCUGCUGAUGUUGCUGCAGUGAUGGAGGAGUGGUGCAGGGUGUUCCAGGGGUGCAGUCAGACAGCACAGAGUGCGGACCUCCAGCUCUGCUGUGCAUCUCUGCUUCAGCAGCAUGCGGCCAUUCUGUUGCUGGAUCCUCAAUGUCUCUUGUGUCAGCUUACAUUUGACAUGUGGGAGGUUGCCAUUGACCUUCUACAAGAGGAUGAUCUGGAUGUGAAGGAAACUGCAGCCUUGGUUCUCCCAGCCCUGGACACCACAAAAGUGUAUAAUGACCUACAGCCGACCUUGGUGUUGGAGAGGCUGAUGAUCCAGCUGAGUGACCACCACGGUGCACGGGACGGUGUUGGGUGCGUGGCGGCAUUGACAAGAUGGAUCACAGAGAGUAGGGAGGAAGAACAGAGUGAGGGUGUCCGUCUGUUUGACAAGGGAGAGAUGAAUUCAUACCGAGAGGACAUCUUGUUGGUUGACCUGUGUUGUGGCCACCUAGACCGUCUGCUCACAAGGGAGACAACUGAUGAUGACACUCAAGAUUUGUUGCCGAUUUUUUCCACUGCCUUACAGAAUCAGAUAAAAAAGCUUUCACCAAUGAAGCAAGUGGACAGGAAGACAUUAUUUGUUGAGACAGGCGAUUAUCAACACCAGUAUGAGACUGUGUACAGAUCAGCUUCACUGCUCCGAAGUGUCAAGAAGCUGUCUGACAGUGCCCCCAUACAAGCUCUUUGUGAUGAACUACAUUCCUUAAUUAAUGAAAAAUUUGAAAAAAAAUAUCAGAAUUAUAGGCUAAGGUAGUCAUGUAAUGCAUAGGAAUCAGAGGGGUGGGGAUCUGUGUUAUUUAUUCUUUUAAUAAAUCUUUACAGAAAUACAAAAGAAAGUCAUCAUAUUCUAAAGGUUUUUAGACUUGCUCUGUUCAUAUAUGAAUUAAGGGUGUGUGUUGGGGUAAGAUUCGAAAGACCGUGCUUGCAAUACUGUUAUCUGUCACAAUAUUAAUGGGAUGCAUGUGUCUGUUUUUUUAUGCUUAUCUUUUAAUAAAACUAGAAUAAUAAAAUACUAUACCUCCAGGUAAA
This is a messenger RNA of Haliotis rufescens (red abalone), 6145 nucleotides long. Its product is annotated as thyroid adenoma-associated protein homolog. Gene Ontology annotation, biological process: tRNA methylation. Lineage: Eukaryota; Metazoa; Mollusca; Gastropoda; Lepetellida; Haliotidae. The record is from RefSeq and is a predicted model, not a curated record. The coding region runs from base 93 to 5870 and encodes 1925 amino acids. Gene Ontology annotation, cellular component: cytosol. The transcript is spliced from 40 exons.